AUGAUUUAUCCUUUGGAACUCGAGGAUACGUUGCAUCACCGCCCGGCGGUCAAAAUGGCAGCUGUGAUAGGCGUCCCUACGGCUAAAGCUGGCGAAGCCGCUAGGGCAUUCGUGGUACUAGAAGCCCAUAGGUACCAACUCCUUGGCCUUUCAAUUUAUUUGUGCGGCCUUGCUCAGAGACCAACAGAGACGAUUAGUCACAUACAAAUAGUAACGCUUGGUUUUUCCAUUCACUAUCCAGAGGACGCUCAUUCAGAAGAUGGGAGCAUUAAAAUGUUCGUGCGUCUACGAGUUCCAACCUCUGAACGACUUCACGGAGGUAUUGAGUUCAUUCGAAAGCUGCCUCAGACGGAGGUCGGUCGACCGAUUCGACGCGUCCUCAACGAACGCCAUCUAACUACUCGACAGAACGAGUGACCCCGAAGAAGUAGCGUGCAAUACCGGUACAGAAACUACGAGCAUUCAUCCCUCAACGAUUUUUUGUUUACAA
Molecule: messenger RNA, 490 nt
Organism: Varroa destructor (honeybee mite)
Lineage: Eukaryota; Metazoa; Arthropoda; Arachnida; Mesostigmata; Varroidae
Source: RefSeq, a predicted model, not a curated record